Didymodactylos carnosus is the source of this 10236-nucleotide messenger RNA. The record is from the annotation of a GenBank genome assembly. NCBI's taxonomy places the organism in Eukaryota, Metazoa, Rotifera, Eurotatoria, Philodinida, Philodinidae.
AUGUCAGACAGCGGUCACGACAAAUCACUACGCUCGCAAGCCAUUGCCGAAUCAAUUUUAAAUCAUCUGUUUCUUCCACUUUAUCUGCCGUCUUCUGCGAAUGAUGAUUAUUUAAUUCAACACGAUCAUCGAAAUGAAUACAAGUUACUGGAAUGUAUAACAGAAUUCCUCAAGUCAUUAGAAAAAAAAUUGGCUUUACCGACUUUUUCGACUCUGAUUAAUUGCAUUGAACGUUGGUCUGUCAUACAGAAUCCUAAAAACUGCUCUGUAUCGAAUUUACAAUUGACCAUUGAACAACUAGCACCAGGGGAUUUUCUUUCGCUCUAUUUUCAUGCUCAAAAUGCUGCAGUUUUGAUUGAAAUUGAUGAAAAUUCCCUCAAUCAACCAUUGGUCUCAUCGUGGCAAGUUUUAUUACCAAUACAAACAGUAACCUCGUCUCUAGAACCUCAUAUUUCCUGCUUUCCUGUGCCAAUAUUUCGAUUGUCCAAUAGAACUCAGUUGAGCUCUCGAGUCCAUUGUGAAUUGCUGGUGGAUUUUAUGAAAAAUACAAUUGAAUAUUCAAAAUCUUUCAAAUCAUCUUGCUCAUUCAAUGAAAUACGUGACGUACCAGUAGCACAUUACGUGUGCGAGUGGUGGAUCAUGCAGCUUCAAGGAAUAAAAAUUGAAAACAAUUCCAAUCCUUGCUAUCAAUUUAAGAAAAAACAUCGUGAUCAUAUCCGAUGGAAUAGUGCCCAGUUGCCUUUUCGACGUUCCGGUUUAUGGAUGACCAUCAAGGUAGUUCUUCAUACGAUUUUAAACAAACGUUUGGGAAACAUUGGUCACAUCGUUUAUAAAUUGUUGAUCACUUCUUUUCUGACACAUAUCAUUUUCACGCAACACAAUCCAACCGAUUUAUUGAUGCAUUGCAUUCGAAAAAUUGUACGACGAUUGAAUAAAAUUGAAGUCUUACUGUCAUCUACAAAUUCGAACGAUAUGAACGAAUGGAUUCGAUACAUCAAAGAAGAAAUAAAAUUAAAGAUUGAUCGUAUUUUUCCAAAGUCUGAUUUUUCAAAAUCCAUUGAAAUGAAUGAAAAAACGAACAAAUCAUGGUCAAUAUUUCGCAGGCAACUCGAUCAUAUUCAGGUCUAUCAGCACUCAUGUACAGAAUUAAAAGCUUAUCUGAAUACCCAUCGUUCGAAUGAACCAUACAACAUGUUCUCAUGCGCCAGUAACAGUAAUGAUUCAACACUUUCGAACGUGAAUCAAGUCGAUUACAUACCGUCCAUAGAAGUUUUAACGAACAAAUGCAAUUAUUCGAUUGGAAUAUCCUUAACUCGUGUAGAAAUCUGGGUAGGAUCUUGCUUAAAACAAUGGAUCAAUGGCCCGUCAUCAUCUAACAUUCAGGAAAAUCGUUUCGAUAUUUUAUUACAUUUCUUCGAGAAUUAUCAGAGUGUUGCGCUGAAUCACUAUUGUCCGAAUGCAAAUUCUACAGAUUCCAUUGGUUACAGUCGUUUUAUUCUAACAUCGUUAACCAUCAUUUAUUUCAUGCAUAAAAAAUUAUGUCAUGAUGAAAGAUUUGAACGACUGAAAUUCCAUACUAUUGAUAUUCCCAAUCUACUAAACCUAUUUGAAUAUUUAAUUUUACCAAAUCGAGAAGAUAUGAUUCGAGCUCGUGGUCUCUAUGAUUAUUUUAGUCAAUACAAACAAAAACCAUAUCCCGAUCUUUUCAAAGAUAUAGAAUCAGGAAAUGCGUUCGGCGUUGAUUUUGCCGCGCGUUCAGCGUCGAUGAGUGACAGUCUACGAAAAAUUCGAGCUCAGUCUGAACGAGACAAGCAAGACAAGAUACAGGAAGUGAACAAUGCCAAAGAAAGAUAUCGACAGCUCAUAGAUACAGCCAGUCGUUUUGAAUGCGAAUGUCGUAUCUAUCGUUAUAAUAGGCAGUGCGACCUAUGUUCAAUUCUAAAACAGGCAAACAAUAUUCAAGUGCACAUUUACGAAUGUCCCGUACCAUCCAGUCAUGAGAGUUCAUUGGCGGUUAUUUUUGAAUUACAGAUGCCCAUUGAAAUGAGAUGUUAUCGAGAUAUUGUUUGGCAAUUUAUCAAUCGUCUUCAUUCACAACCGCAGAAUAAUAUGUAUGAAUGGUUAAAAGUUCCUCCUCAUGCUGGGAAGCUGAAUCCAUUCUAUUCUGGGCCAACUAAUUGCAAAGUAAAAUUAGUAUCCUCUACUAAAUCUAUAACGCAAACUCAUUAUUCAACUCCACCGUCAAUCACAUCUACACCUGUAGAAGAGUUCUUGUACGAAAAUAGUCUACUAGUUCAAAUCUCUCCAACUAAACCGAUUAAAUUCGAGAGUGAAUGUUGUAUGCUAACACCUCAACUGAAUCAUCCAGAUUACAAACAUCUACAAUUUACGAUUAGCAACACACAAUUCGUACAGAAUAGUGUGAUCGCUCAAUUAUCAAAUUGUCCACUACGAAUGAAACCUGCGCAACAUGUGGAAUUCGGUUCAUUUCGUUCAGGUCAUCGUUUACAAUGGUGGAAUCUUUUGUCCGUUUUAGAAAUGGAAUCCUUAGCCAUCGAUGAAGAAAGCGUCGUAAUAUUGAUUGCACAUUCACUAUGGCAAUAUGGUCCAGUGACAGCGCAUGGCAAUACGCUUGUUAGUUCAUGGUGUCCAGAAUCCCAUCAACAAUUAUUAGAAGAUCAUUUUGUCGAUGAAUUGAUCUUGAGAUUGAAUCGUCGUUUAGAUAAUUGUGAAUUUAAUUGGCAAAACGAAUUGCUCUUAGUAGUCAUUACGAUAAUAACAAUGAGAAUAUUGGUCAUUUGUAAUUCGACACAAGAAAGUCAGCUUGCCGUUCUGGCUUUGCGAUGUCGUCAAGUUGGUGAAAAAUGGAUUGAACUCAUUUCGGAAAGUAUUCAAACUAUAUUAACCAAUCUUGAUCAAGUAGGAAUUCUACGUGACAAAAUAGCAAUUAUUAGUCUUGCCUGUCUAUUCACAUUUUCAGUCGAAUCAGAUCGCAUUCGCUCCGUAUUAUCAUCGAAUGAACAUGUCGUCUCGUUACUCAAAGCAACCACUACUAUUCAUGAUAAUAUGAUUCUGAACAAGAAUCAAACGAAUAUGAGUGUUUUCAUGAGAGAUAUGAUGCGAAUGCGUGAACGUGUGUUAGUAAGGAUACAGCCAUCAGUAGCCUUAUUCAUUGAAAAAACAUCAUAUCGAAGUUUGAAUGAAUUUUCUGCGAUCUACUGGGCAAUGAUCCGAAGCAAAAGUACGAUGAAUGCAAAAUGGAAGAAGCGAAAGUUAGAUUUUUAUGAUGGUUGGUAUGAUGGUCAAUAUGAAACGGCGAUGAUAUCAAUUGAUUGCAUCAGUGGAACAUUUUUAGUCAAUGGUAUGACUAUUGGAUUUUUACCGGAAAAAAUUACUUCAAAUCCAUUAUUUGUUCGUGUAUUUGACCAUCACAUCUUUGAAGUACAAGCGACUCAGUCCCACAAUACUUACAUUACGAAGCAUGCGUAUCAUGGCAAUGGAAGAGUCCGAUAUGAAUUCCAUUUCGAUGAUCGAACUCAGUGCUUGACAAUUCAUGAAUGGCACAUCGAAACAAACGAAAAGUUUGAACUGAUUUCUCAUACUUACUUUGAGAAGGAAUUACCAGAUGCGUUCGUCUCCAAUCACAGUCAUUGGAGGAAUACAAAAACGCAACAAAUCGUAUUUCGACCUGUUCAUUUUAAAGAUAGCGAUUUUUUAGAGAACAAACCCUACGUAUUAACAAUGGAAACUGGGUUUAUUACCACUACUGAGACUGUUCAAGCACAGAUUCUAGUUAAUCGAUCAUCAGAAUUCUUCAAAAAUUUGUUUAGGCAAUACUUUAUUCGUCUUGAUGAUGAGCCCUAUGUCUAUAUGUUGAGAGAGGAUGCUUCACAUAUCAUUCAGCAAUUUCAAUCAUCGCAACCAAAUACCACUGUUCACAUCCAUUUAUCUCGUUUAGGAAUUGCCUUCACAUACGAUGCUCAGCAGAAUAUCAUCACAUCUCGUGAAUAUUCUGACAUGUGUAUUGAUGAAGAUCAAUGGUUAGGAACAUUAAGUGGUUUACAAUCUGGUCUCCUCUUAUCAUCACUGUCAGCAAUCCAUCAAAGACGAGGACACUAUAACUGUCGAAAAUGGAUCGUACCCUAUGGGAAAAUUCAUCCCCAUCGAGCAAAAGAUAAAAGUCAAAUCGGGAUUAUACAACGAGCACCACCAUCGACACCAUUUGUUCGUAAAUAUUUUGUUUUUAUUUUGAAUGAUCGAUUACGUAUUCUUCAAUCGACUGAUAGUCCAACAGGAUGGCUCUAUUUAGCAUUGUUACAUGCUAUGACAUCUCAUCCUCUACCGGAUCAAUAUACUGGAAUGACUGGAAUGGAACGUUCCUUUCAAUUAUUAAAUUCGGCCGGCUGUUGGGCUGAUCAACCUUUUGAUUCACUUUCUCUAGAUAUUCUUCGUCAAAUUGCGACCAUUUCGCCAAAAGCGAAUUAUUAUCCAACACAUCUCACUUGUAUGGAAAAAGUGGAUUGGAAUUCGCAUUGUUUACCUUAUUCCAUGCAACAUUUUGGUUAUUAUUUGAUAGUGAAAAAGUUAAUCGAUACGAGUCAGCAACUGAAUUUCAUGCAUCCAUCAUCCUCGACGUCCAGUGAAACGUCGGAAUGGCUUUUAAGCCAUCAAUACAAUGAAAAAUUAUUAGCAAAACUGUAUUUGGAUUAUCGAGAUUCAUACAAUCCUACAGUUCGAUUAUCCGCACAGAUGGAAGCAGAGUUCCUGUGCACAAGUCUAGCUAAACCAUACCAACCGAUUCGGGAAAGUUGUUCGUAUGAAACGAACUACAGUCCUAUUCGUCUUGUGGAUUCUUUGUAUCGCAGUGGAAAUGUAGAUCUGAAAGAUAUUUCGAACCUGAAUUGUUUUCCUUUGUCCCGAUGGGUAACUAAUGAAUAUCAACUAAAAAAUAUUUGGAUUGGCUUAUUGAAAUUCGCUUACCAGCUUAAAACAGGAAAAGUUGACAAUCGUCGGAUCGAAAUGAAACGAUUUGAAAUGCUGUUAGAUUUUCUUCAUUACAUCUCUGCCAAAUGUUCCAUCAAACCGUUUUAUUUGCAAAUGCUGAAGACCGUAUUGAAAGUAUCAACCAUACCAUUGGGAGCUAUCUCAUAUCCUCCAUUUGUUCAAUAUGAAAAUAUCGAGGAAAUUUCAGUUCAACCGGAACGCAUCAAAUUUCCACGAAAACUUGCUCGUUCUAAUCAACCCAAAGCUCUAGCAGAAGUCGAAGAUUGUUUUGCUAAAAAUUCUAUCUAUCAAAAUCAGAGUUUCCCGGAGAGGGGCAUCGACACGUUUGCAAUCAACAGGUUAUUAAAAUCUUGGCGAUCAAACAGUGAACUACGUUCAUUUUUAGAAAAUGUUCAAAGUCAGUUCUGUUCGGCUACAAUAGAGCAGUUAAAUAUCAAAGUACCAGUUGAUACUCAACAGUUUGCAGUCGAAUUAUUUCAAGAUCACUAUCAAAUACAACUUACUUCGAAAGAUAAAUCUAUCGAUCAAAAGUUGCUUGAGAGUGCAGCACAAAAAUUUCUGCAUCCUCAUUCAGGCUAUUUUAUCAAACCAACAGUAUCUAUUCAAACUAUAAAUCAGCGGAAAGCAUUUCCCGACGAAAUUUUUCCUUCCAAAAGUUCUCUCAGUGAUAUUGCCAAUCAUUUUAAGAAUCAGUUAACUGAAAGUUGGGAGAAGCUUCUAUCGUCUGAAGAAUACCGAAAAGAAUAUCCCUCCAUUAAGGAAAUCAACACAUUUCUGAAUUUUGUUCGCCAAGAAUCUAUACAAUUCUGGAAUGAAUUGGUGAAAUCCGUCACAUUACCCAAUAAACUGUUAUUCAAAACAGGUAUGGUAUUACGAAUCAUACCGACAACUCUUAUAUCUGUCUUUCAACAAAUAUGGUUAAAUGAAGAACAACAACAACUCGAUGGAUCGGAUUUCUCGUCCUUAGGAGUGGUAGUUAAGGCCCGAAAAUCGCCACCGUUGUUCUUGACAAUUAAGCAACGUACACUACUUGGUGGCACCAUGGUCAAUUGGAUUGUAGAACAGCAAAUUGAGAGAGCUUUGCAUUUUGCCAGCCACAAGAAAUGGGAAGAUUUUGAAAAAGAAAUAUCGAAUGUACCUCAUGUGAAUUGGACACCAUCCAAGCAUGUUCCAUGGCUAAUCAUGGAACUCGAAAUGAAUAUUACGAUUCGAAAAAUACAAACUGAAGUCGCACGCCAUAUGAUACAGCCAAAGAUGAUCAAAAACAACUCUACAAUACAAAACACUGUUAUGCAAAUGAAUAUGGGCGAAGGCAAAACUUCGGUCAUUUUACCGAUGUUAGCGCUCAGCUUAAGUUCGUCGUCUUCGAGUUUAGUUCGUGUUAUUGUACUGAAAUCAUUAUUUCCAGUGAAUUAUCAAUCGUUACGAUACAAAUUAGGUGGUCUUCUGAAUCGACGUGUACUAUCAUUUGCUUGUCGCCGCGAUAUGAAUUUCAGCGAUGCUCAAGUCAAUCAAAUCUUCGAUCGUCUCAAACAAGGAUUAAGCAAUUUCGAUGUAGUACUAACUUCACCAGAAGAUAUUCUAUCGUUUGAUUUGCUCACAAUAGACAAAUGUCGACGAAAUGAAUUUGAUAUUGGUCGUUCGAUGUUGUCAGUUCAACGUUGGUUAAAAAUAUUCGCUCGUGAUGUUUUGGAUGAAUCAGAUGAAAUUUUACACGUUAAAUAUCAAUUGAUUUAUACGGUUGGUGGUCAACAACAAAUCGAUGGAGGUUUGGAACGUUGGAAGACCAUUCAAUCGGUACUGAACUUAGUUAAACAACAUGCUGCAAACAUCGCACAACAGUACAGCAAUGAAGUUUCCUAUAAACCAUCGCGACACAAGAGUCGUUAUCCACGAUUUCGUUUACUAUCCAAUCUGCCGUUUCCAUUCUUGUGUAGAAAAAUAGCUCAUGAUUGGCUCAAUGAAAAACAUUAUCGCCAAGUAGAUCAACAACUCAUCUCGGAUUUUAUUUUAGAAACGAACUCAUCAAUCGAUUGUCUAAUCAAUCGAUUUCCACACAAUGCUAUUCAGCUAUUUCUCAUUCUCCGUGGUUUGUUAUCAUCCGAAGUUCUGUUAGUUGCUUUCAAGAAGCGAUAUCGAGUGAAUUUUGGUGUGAAUCCAAAUCCGUCUUUUGAUCGUUUCAUGGCCGUACCAUUUCGUGCGAAGGAUGUGCCUGCCGAUAAAACUGAAUUCGGUCAUGUUGAUGUGGCCAUUGUAUUAACACAGCUCUCGUAUUAUUAUUCUGGUUUAAAUGAUUCACAAAUACUGCAGUGUUUCAAUCUUUUGAGUGAAGAAGAACGUGAUCCUGAAUCGAUUUAUGAAGAAUGGAUUUCGAACGACGACGAAGAUAAAAUCCAUGCAAGUAUUAAACAAUGGAAAGGUAUCAAUUUAAAAGAUUAUCGACAACGAACCCGCUAUCUCUUUCCGACUCUACGAUAUAAUAUGUUUAUCAUCAACUAUUUUCUCAAUCAUUUUGUAUUUCCUCGAGAAGUAAGACAGUUUCCUCAUAAAUUGGUUUCCUCCGCUUGGGAUUUAUCCUCACCAUCACGAUCGAAAAUUAUAACUGGAUUCAGUGGUACCAAUGAUACACAAUUGAUACUACCUAUUCAUAUCUGUCAGUAUGAUUUACCCGAGCUUCGAAAAACCGAUGCAAUCGUCGUCAAUAAUCUUUUAAGGCCAGAAAAUGAAAAUUAUCAAUUUUUACCAAUUAAUGCAACCACGAGCGAUAUCUUAACAGAAAUUGUAAAUUAUAAAUCAAGUAUUCAGGUUAUUUUAGAUGUUGGUGCACUGUUGGUCGAUAGAACAAAUUGUGAAAUAGCUGUCAAAUGGUUAAAUAUGUCCGAUAAAACCAAGAUCGAUUAUGCAGUUUACUUCGAAUCGGAUUCAAUUGUUGCUUGUGAUCGUCAAUUCCAUCGUCAUUUAUUUUUAACAUCUCCUGCUAGUGAACGACUCGAUCGUUCUGUGGUUUAUUUAGAUGAAAUUCAUACGAGAGGAACUGACUUCAAAUUUCCGAAUGGAUUUCGGGCUGCUGUAACGUUAGGAAGUGGUUUAACGAAGGAUCGUUUAGUUCAAGCCUGUAUGAGGAUGCGAAAAUUAGGACAUGAUCAUUCAUUGUCAUUUUGGAGUUCGAAUGAAGUUCAUCAACAAAUUCGAACGCUGAAAAAAGAUUCAGGUCGGAAAAAAAACCAAGAAAGAAAUACCAGCAAUCAAAACGAUCGAAUUAGUCUGACUGAUAUUCUUCGUUGGGUCUAUGAGAAUACUCAAUGGGCGACUUGGGAUGGAUUUCAUCACUGGGCUACACAAAGUUUAAGUUUUCAACGAAAAGUCGCUGCAUUUCGAAACAUACAGUGGCAGAAUCUUCAACAAUCGUUUACGAAUACGAUGAUGCAAGAGUUGGCUAGAGAAUGUUUGGAACCUGAAAUAAUUGAAUUAAAACGAAUGUAUGGCGCGUCUAAAAAAAUGCAAACAGUAUCUGCUAUUUAUUUAGCUCGAUAUCGACAGUCGAAUAUCUGUUCAUCAGUAGAAAUUCACAACAAUGUAUCAAAGCAAUUAUGCAAUUAUAGUGGAUCAGAAAAACGUCUAGCACAAUUGUUAGAUGAAGAGCAAGAACGAGAAUUAGAACAAGAAUUGGAAGAAGAACAGCAACAUGUGCGUCCUCCAUCGGUUAGUCCCUGUAAACCGAUUCUACACAACGAAAUUAAGAGAUUCUGUGACACACACGAUGCGAAAAUGAAUUUAAAUCAAUUGACAUCUGUAUUUCGUCCCUUAGCACAUGCUUUCAUGGACACUACAUUGUUCCAAGACUGUCAACCGAACAGUUGGCAACGAAAUCUCUGGAUAUCUACAGAACUUCAGCGCGUUAUUCAGACCGAAGGAGAAUCAUUAGAUCCAUUUCUACGUCCACCCCGAUGGAUUGUGAUCUAUCGCGGUGAAGAUAUUAUUUUUGUGAGCGCAUUUGAAGCCAAUUGGUUGAUAGGUCGCUUAAAUAGCCUUUAUCAUCAGCAAAAGUCUAAUCGCUCAUUAACCACAACAUUACGCUUAUUGUUACCUCGUACGAAGCGAAAUCAAUCGAUUUUUAUCAAUACACCAACUCUAACGAUUCCUCCAUCAAUCGUGCCUUCGAAGGACCCUAUUUUUAUUACCAUACCAGUGGAGCGAUUGGCUGAAUUAUUUAUAUUUAACGGCACACUUUAUUUCGAAACUGUUCACGAGCAAAAAGCUUAUUGCGAGUUUUUAGGUAUCUGUCCGAAACCCCGAACAUCGAUCGAAGAAGAUGCUUUUGAAAAAGGGUGGGUUGCUGUCGAUGGAUUUGUGACGAAACCGAAACAUCGUUGUCAUUUACACAUUGCUCAGUGUCGUUUCACGUCUAGUCCACUGAAAUUCGUGAAACAAUUAGUUGAAAAUCGAAAUAAUUCACAUGCACCUCUCAUGUCCCAUGUUGGGAAAGCAGAUGGCGGUGGUGAAAUAAUUGAAACAAGUGCAUAUAAUUUUACAUUCAACAAAGGAAUUGAUUAUAUAGCGGCAAUAAGAGGUGGUACAUUACCAAGGCAUAUUCAAGACUUUUAUGCAAAAACUGCUGAAAUAUAUCCAAGAUAUUGUGCUUUAUUGCAAUUGUAUCGAAAUUCAAUGGCCGUAUUGGAACAAAUAAAAGAUAAUAUUAAUUUCGACGAUGGUUAUCGUGUGGGUCGUGUUAUUGAUCGUGCGUUCAUCGAUUUAGUUCAGUUGCACAUUGAACAAAUGUUUUAUUCAAACUCGGAAUUAAAUGACAAGAAUAUGCCGAUUUUAUAUAUUGAAAAAUCAACCUGUGUCGAUGCCUGGUUGUGGUAUGACUAUUUAUUUAGUACAUCACUGGGAUUAUUUAAUUUGGAUGAAGAUAAAAUCAAUCGUUUUCUAACAGAAAAGCAAUGUAUUCAAAACGAAAAAAUAGUAGAAGGAAUAAAAGGAAAAUUACUAUUAUUAUUUCCGUAUAAUUUAUUCACAAAAACAAUAUUGACGAAUAACGAUCCAUCAACCAAUAAAAACGGUCCAUUUCACAAUAAUUAUCAUUUGGCUGAUACGGCGUUGAAUAAAUUAAUUGGCGAUGGCUUAAUACAACAAUACAGAUGGCUGAUGAAUGGACAUAAAAAAACAAGAAUAUCCUAUAUGAAAACAAUUGUACCACAAAGUCAAGCAGAACGUGAUAAUUUUGAAUAA